AUGACGAAGGCAAAGUUGCCAUCAGGAACGAAAAAAGUAGUGAGUUCAUCUGCUCGCGGAACUGUUGGCAUUGUAUCAGGAGGUGGACAUAUUGACAAAACUAUGCUUAAAGCAGGCCGUGCCUAUCAUAGAUAUAGAGUUAAGAGAAAUAGUUGGCCUAAAACUCGUGGUGUUGAUUUGAUUGCUGCCGGAAAAAGUGGCACAAAUAGGGUCAAAAAUGCUUAA
Messenger RNA from Entrophospora sp. SA101, 225 nucleotides. The record is from the annotation of a GenBank genome assembly. Lineage: Eukaryota; Fungi; Glomeromycota; Glomeromycetes; Entrophosporales; Entrophosporaceae.